UGAGCCAAACGGCAUCAGAAGCCAAAUAUGUCGCCGUCUUCUGGCCUGUCGCCCCCUCAAGUCCCGAUGGAGCUUCAUGCCAACAAUCGAGAAAAGCUCCUGAGGUCACUUCGCCAACGCCUCGCUGAGUCUUCCCGUCGUCUUCAUGGCUUCGUCCUUCUUCAGGGUGGCGAAGAGCAAACACGUUACGAUACGGACCACAUCGAACUCUUCAGGCAGGAGAGUUACUUUGCCUACUUGUUUGGAGUGAAGGAGCCUGGGUUUUAUGGAGCUAUUGACAUUUCAACUGGAAAAUCAAUACUGUUUGCUCCUAGGUUGCCCGCAGAAUAUGCUGUUUGGUUGGGAAAGAUAAAGCCACUAACUUAUUUGAAGGAAAAUUACAUGGUCAGUAUCGUAUACUUUGUAGAUGAAAUUGCAAGAGUUUUGCAAGACCAUUACCAGAGUUCAGGGAAGCCUCUGCUGUUUCUCUUGCAUGGGCUUAACACAGAUAGCAAUAAAUUUUCUAAACCUGCAGAAUUUGAGGGCUUGGAUGAGUUUGAAAUAGAUCUGGAAACCUUGCAUCCUAUAUUGACUGAAUGCCGUGUUAUCAAGUCAGAGUUGGAGAUUGCUCUAAUUCAGUAUGCCAAUGAUAUAAGCUCUGAAGCUCAUGUUGAGGUUAUGAGAAAUACUAAAGUGGGCAUGAAGGAAUAUCAGCUGGAAAGCAUGUUUCUUCACCAUUCCUACAUGUAUGGUGGGUGUAGACAUUGCUCCUACACAUGUAUUUGUGCUACUGGUGACAAUAGUGCUGUUCUUCAUUAUGGGCAUGCAGCAGCUCCUAAUGACCGGACUUUGGAAGAUGGAGACAUGGCACUUCUUGAUAUGGGAGCUGAAUAUCACUUUUAUGGGUCUGACAUAACAUGUUCGUUCCCUGUAAAUGGGAAGUUUUCAAGUGAUCAAUCCCUUAUAUAUAAUGCUGUCCUUGAUGCCCAUAAUGAUGUCAUAGCUGCAAUGAAACCUGGAGUAAGCUGGGUUGACAUGCACAAAUUAGCAGAAAAAGUUAUUCUGGAGUCACUGAAGAGAGGAGGAAUCCUUAUUGGUGAUGUUGAUGAUAUGAUGACCAAACGCUUGGGUGCUGUUUUUAUGCCACAUGGCUUGGGACAUUUCCUUGGUAUCGACACACACGAUCCUGGAGGCUACUUGAAGGGGAUGCAAAGACAAAAGGAACCUGGAUUAAAGUCCUUGCGUACAUGCCGAGAGCUCGAGGAAAGAAUGGUUAUCACGGUGGAGCCUGGAUGCUACUUCAUUGAUGCUUUGUUGCUUCCAGCCAUGAAUAGUUCGGAAACUUCAAAAUUCUUCAACCAGGGAGUGAUUAAAAGGUUUCAAGGUUUUGGUGGUGUUCGAAUCGAGAGCGAUAUGCUUGUUACUGCCGAUGGUUGCAAGAAUAUGACCAAUUGUCCACGAGAAAUACAUGAAAUUGAGGCAGUGAUGUCCGGAGCACCAUGGCCACUAAAGAACACAUCUACGAAUGUAGGCAAUAGCUUAAACAUUAAAGAGCUAAUCUGAUCAGCUUCAUUGAUGUGAACAGGCUCCCUCCCAUCUCUUACUAGUUUUUUGAUAGAUACAGAACAAAUCUUGUGUGUUCUUUUCAUAUAAUGUAAUUUCUGAAUGGAUGUUGGAAAAAAAUUAGAAUAAAAUUACUCCAAUCUUAUGUUUA
Messenger RNA from Prosopis cineraria, 1693 nucleotides. RefSeq lists its product as uncharacterized. The transcript is spliced from 16 exons. The coding region runs from base 28 to 1542 and encodes 504 amino acids. Lineage: Eukaryota; Viridiplantae; Streptophyta; Magnoliopsida; Fabales; Fabaceae. Gene Ontology annotation, molecular function: metalloaminopeptidase activity; manganese ion binding. The record is from RefSeq and is a predicted model, not a curated record.